Molecule: messenger RNA, 1165 nt
Organism: Hippocampus zosterae (dwarf seahorse)
Lineage: Eukaryota; Metazoa; Chordata; Actinopteri; Syngnathiformes; Syngnathidae
Product: dual specificity protein phosphatase 26-like
Exons: 3
Coding region: 311-898 (195 amino acids)
Biological process (GO): negative regulation of MAPK cascade; protein dephosphorylation
Cellular component (GO): cytoplasm
Molecular function (GO): MAP kinase phosphatase activity; protein tyrosine/serine/threonine phosphatase activity
Source: RefSeq, a predicted model, not a curated record
GAAGUGUUGUUGUAUUUGUGAAAACCCUUGCAUGGCACCGACAUUGCACUGCAUUGCUAGCGAGCACUCUGAUCUAUAAAUAGGUGGCUAUUUUGACGCAAAAGCACAGCAGUAGAACCCCAAGUGUUGGGGGCAGGAAUUAAUGCAAGGGGCCGAUAGUCUCACAACGCUUUGGACAUGUUGCCGUUAGUGUAGCUUUCCUUUAUUAAAGGUUGUGCUGGUUGCACACUUGCAAGGAAAUAAUCCCUAAGAAAUUGUCCAAAACAUUUGUUGGCAGAGACGAGUGUUUCAAAUCCAACAUUGGAAAGUGAUGUCGUUUGCAUCCAAACUUCCUGCAUCCUGGAAAGACAGACCUCCUCCAAGGAAGGUAGAAAUUGACUUCAGUUCUCCUGGUUUAGCAGUGUUUGAAUUGGAAAGACUCUUGUUGACUGGCAAAGCCAUCAUCAGCCACGCAGAUGAAGUGUGGCCCAGGCUCUACAUUGGUGAUCAACACAGUGCAGAGAACUGGAACGGUUUAGCCAGGCAUGGAAUCACUCAUAUCCUUAACGCAGCUCACAGUAAACGUCGAAGAUGUCCUGACAUCUACCAGGGAUUGAAGAUCACCUACAUGGGCGUAGAGGCAAAUGAUUCCUACAAUUUUGACAUCAGUGUCAACUUCCAGGUAGCUGCAGACUUUAUUCACGCAGCUCUUAGCAGAGGAGGUCAUGUUCUGGUGCAUUGUCAUGUAGGAGUGAGCCGUUCUGCCACCCUGGUCUUGGCAUACUUGAUGCUGAAGCAGCGGCUCACCCUGGUGGAGGCUAUUUGUGCUGUGAAAGAAAACAGGGGGGUCAUUCCGAACCGAGGUUUCCUCCGACAACUUAUCUGUCUGGAUAGGCAACUUUUUGGCAUGCAUAGCUGAAGCCAGACAUUGGGGUGCAGCUGGGGAUUUUGGUCCUGAGGAAAAAAAAAAACAUCACAAACAUCCUCUUGGCUUAACUUCAAUGAUGCAAAAAUACAGUACUAUUUUCUAGGCUUGCUGACAGUCAUGGGCCCCUAGAAUAAUUUCAUUCGUCAUCACAUUUCUCCCCCCUCUGUCAACCCUGUGAUUAUAUUAUGUACAGUAUGUGUCUUCUUUUUUUAUCUAUACUGUAUUUUUGUCGUUUGAAUAAACUUGGUGUGAAAAGUU